Molecule: messenger RNA, 1641 nt
Organism: Cyprinodon tularosa
Lineage: Eukaryota; Metazoa; Chordata; Actinopteri; Cyprinodontiformes; Cyprinodontidae
Gene: coil
Product: coilin p80
Exons: 7
Coding region: 53-1498 (481 amino acids)
Biological process (GO): spliceosomal snRNP assembly
Cellular component (GO): Cajal body
Molecular function (GO): U1 snRNA binding; U2 snRNA binding
Source: RefSeq, a predicted model, not a curated record
CCGGAAGUAUUGAUGUCCGAGCCUUCCAGGGAGGCAUGCAUGGUGUUUCUGCAUGAUGUCUGCCCACAGCAGCAAACUUAUUCGCCUCCGCGUGCUGUUUGACUACCCACCGCCCGCCUGCGCGGGCUGCCGCAUGUGCUGGCUGCUCGUGGACCUGAACACGUGCCGGGUGGUGGCGGACCUGGAGAGCAUCAUCAGAGAGCGCUUCGAGUUCAGCCGCAGCAGCAUCCUGAGUCUGUUCAUAGAGGACUGCUACCUGCCGCACACCGAGAGCAUCUACGUGGUGCGGGACAGCGACAGCAUCAGGGUGAAGGUGGAAUGUCUUCCUCAGCUGAACGGACACAGCAGCUGUCCAGAGACGCCGAACGGAAACUGGAGAAAGAGGCGAAGGGACACAGCAGAGGAUGGACCUGGAGACGGAGCAGGCUCAGCGCACAAGAAGAAGAAGAAGACAAAGAAGCUGGAGGACGGCACAACGGAAGGGACAAACUUAGCCAAGGUCGACGGCAGGAAUAAAACAUCAGAAACAAAGAAGGCCUUGAAGAAGAAGAAGAAGACGAGGCUAUCUGUGGCUAGCAGCCAUGCUGCUGCCCCUAAAGCUUCUGCUGCUCCUCACAAACCAUCAGCCCCUAAAAAGAUGGCCGCCGUUAAAACCAGCAAAGCAAAAGCUCCUUCAUCAGAUUCCAGCAGCAGCGAUGAAGAAACGAUCCGUCAGCAAAAACCCACCGCUGCUCCUAAAGGACCCCCGAAACUCAAAAACCCUCAGCCUUCCUCCUCAUCAUCAUCCUCCUCAGAAACAGACUCCCCCUCAGCUGUGGCCCCCAGCAGCUCAGGCCCUAAAGCUCCUCCUGUGGCCCCUCAGUCAGCAGACGGAGCCUCCAGCAACAGGGAGCCUCCUCGCAGCGCGGCGCCAGAGCCCCACGUCCAGGACGACGAAGAGGAGGAGAUCCAGCUGGUCAUCCGCCGGCCGCAGCAGCCGUUCCUCAACAUUCCCAGGAGGGGCCCCGGCAGGGGGGCCCGGGACGGUCCUGGAGCAGAGCGCCCCGGGUGGAGAGGUCAGAGAGAUGCACAGAGCUGCACCAACGGAACGACGACGCCUUCUGUCCAGAAGGACGUUCUGACCAACAAGUCUGUGGUUUUUCAGAAUGAAGCAGAACAGGCUCCUCUGAAGGACUACAGCUCCAUGCCGCUGUUAGCUGCGCCUCCUCAGGUGGGCCAGAAGAUCGCCUUUAAGCUGCUGGAGCUAACUGAGAACUACACCCCAGAAGUAUCAGAGUAUAAGGAGGGAAAGAUUGUGAACUUUGACCCGACGUCCAAACAGAUUGAACUUGAGCUGCUGAAUGCAUCACCAGCAGCUCCUUCUGAACCUGGAAAGUUUGACCUGGUCUAUCAGAAUCCAGACGGCUCAGAGAGAGUGGAGUACGCCGUGCAGAGAGGAUCUACGGUGAUGGAACGAUGGGAUUCUCUGCUGGAGCCCAGACUGAUCAUUGAAACAUAGAAAACAAGCGUAUUUUCUGUCUUAGAUGACAUAAAGGACAUUUUAUUAAAGUUUGAUGUAUUUUGGGACCUGUUCUUUUUUAGAAAUGGGAUUUUAUUCUCUUUAUUAUGAUGUUCUAAUAAAAUGUUGCUGCUAAAAUCUUG